This is a messenger RNA of Magnolia sinica, 1761 nucleotides long. RefSeq lists its product as uncharacterized. NCBI's taxonomy places the organism in Eukaryota, Viridiplantae, Streptophyta, Magnoliopsida, Magnoliales, Magnoliaceae. The coding region runs from base 316 to 1554 and encodes 412 amino acids. The record is from RefSeq and is a predicted model, not a curated record. The transcript has 15 exons.
ACCAAUAAAUAAAUAAAUAAAAGCACCAAGCUCUCUCUCUCUCUCUCUCUCUCUCGCUCUCUCCAAUCGACGUUCUUUCCAUCUCUUGUUCGACGAAACCGUUUAGCUGCUUUAAGAUUAAGAAGAAUAAGUCGAAGAAGAAGAAAAUCGGGUUUGGCCUUCCUUGGUCAUUCCUUCUAUCCUUAUUGUAUCAGUUGCCAUGAGGGCAUGCAUCUCUUUUCUCAAGUGUUUAUGACAACGAACGAUUUGAAAAAUGUGGAGCAGCUCAAACCUUCAAGAUCACAGCUGUUGUUGUGAAGUAAGAGUUGGAAAAUCAUGACCAAAAUGGGGAGCCUUGGCCGAAGGUUUAGAAACGGAUUUCUAAGAAAACCAAACGAGACUAUGAGGCUUGUUAUAUCAACUGUAGUUGGAGUUGUGUUAGGUUUCUUGAUAGGCAUUUCAUUCCCGACAGUUUCCUUAACAAGGUUCAACUUCCCAUCCAGCCUUUUCCCUUCCAUUGACCUGACAUACAUUGAAGAUAAGAACUCAGGCCGUUCAACCCAAGCAUUAUUAAACCAUGCUUUCACUUCUGCAAAAGGUCGCAAUCAAAACAGCUCAACCCAAAUUCCUAAUGUGAACAAUACUACAAAGAUAUAUGUUCCAUCAAAUCCUCAUGGUGCAGAGAGACUACCACCAGGUAUCAUUGUAUCGGAAUCGGACUUCUAUCUCCGCAGACUUUGGGGCAAGCCCAGUGAGGACCUUACAGUCAAGCCAAAAUAUCUUGUAACAUUCACAGUUGGAUAUGAUCAGAAAAAAAAUAUUGAUGCGGCAGUCAAAAAGUUCUCAGAAAACUUUACGAUCUUGUUGUUCCAUUAUGAUGGGAGGACUAGUGAAUGGGAUGAGUUUGAGUGGUCAAAGCGUGCUAUUCAUGUGAGCGUUAAGAAGCAGACUAAAUGGUGGUAUGCUAAACGAUUUUUGCACCCUGACGUUGUUUCACCAUAUGAGUACAUAUUUAUCUGGGAUGAAGACCUCGGAGUUGAGCAUUUUAAUGCGGAAGAAUACAUUAAACUUGUGAAGAAGCAUGGGUUGGAGAUUUCACAGCCUGGUUUGGAGCCAAACAGAGGUUUAACAUGGCAAAUGACUAAAAGGAGAGGGGACCAGGAAGUCCACAAGGAAACGGAGGAGAGACCAGGCUGGUGCACUGACCCACAUUUGCCGCCAUGUGCUGCAUUCGUUGAGAUCAUGGCAACUGUAUUCUCUCGUGAUGCAUGGCGUUGUGUAUGGCACAUGAUUCAGAAUGAUUUGGUUCAUGGUUGGGGUCUUGACUUUGCUCUUAGAAGAUGUGUUGAGCCCGCCCAUGAGAAAAUAGGAGUUGUAGAUGCUCAGUGGAUUGUUCAUCAAGUGGUUCCUUCACUCGGAAAUCAGGGGCAGGCAGCGAAUGGAAAAGCACCAUGGGAAGGGGUGAGAGACAGGUGUAGAAAAGAGUGGACAAUUUUUCAAGGUCGAAUGGCGGAUGCAGAGAAGGCAUAUUUUAAGGAGAUGGGAAUCACUCCACCCAAUUCCACUGCUCGUUAGAAGAUACACUAUAUGUGAAAAAGAAGCCCUUUCUUUUAUCUACUCAUCCAUAGUGGAGAACUGUCUGUAUGUAGUCGGUAUUACUGUAUUAGUUUUCACAGUAAUUCUUUAUUUCAGCUUUAAGAAAUGGGUUUAUGUAAAAGGCUUAGGUCGUGUUCGUACCCGCCACAACUAUGUUGACUAGUGAAUUCUCAGACUGACCACCAA